AUGCACAAACACUACACCGUCCGCUUCACCAAGGGCGCCCUGCCCUUUCGGACCCCCACCGAGCGCUACUUCCUGGACCCAGAAUUGGGGCAGCAAAAAGGAUGCUGUCACCAGUGGUGCCAUGACCCAGCGGCCCUUCGAGCCCUCGGGCCCUGUCGGCUGCCCCCACAGGUGUGCUGGCAGCUGGCCUACCAAAGCCACCGGGGGGGUGUCAGCGGCUGCUGCCGGGGCCCCCAGGCCCCCAUCUUGCAGCAGCAGCGGCAGCCCCAGCCACCGCCUCCCAGCCCCCUGCGGCAGCGGCUCUGCUCCGUUCCAGCGGCCCGGAAGGGGCCGCCUGCAAGCGCUGCUGCCCCCAGGCAGCUGGCCAGCGCCCCCCAGCCGCCCCCCAAGCCCAGCAUCUCACCCACCGCCGCACCUGCCACGGCCAGCAGCCGCCCCGCCCCGCGCUCCGCAGCCAGCGCCCUCCUGGAGCCCAGCACGGCCCGGGCCGCCCGCCCCCUGUUUGCCCCAGCAGCCUGCGGCGCCUUCACCUUCAGCUCCGAUAUCCUGACGGAAGAUGAUGUCUACUGUAGCUGCCUGGCCAAGACCCUCUGCCACGUGCCUGUCCCUGUGACCGUGGGUUUCUAUGCCCCCUUUGGCUGCCGCCUGCACAUGAUGCUGGACAAGAUCACUGCUCUGAUGCAGCAGGAGGCGGCGCAGCGCGAGGCCGAGGAGCUGCGGCGGGUGCAGUGUCAGCCGCGGCCCGUGCGCGGCUGGGGCUUCCCGCAGCUGCUGUGGUACCUGGUGUUCCUGCAGCCUGUCAUCACCGAGCUGCACCUGCACCGCAAGAACGUCCAGUUCCUCUUCAUCCGCUUCAGCGCCUGGCACUACGCGGGCACGGACAAGCUGUGGGCCGGCCUGGUGACCACGCUGUGCGAGGGCAUCCGCCACCACUAUGGCGCGCUGCCCUUCAGCGUGUACUCGGUGCUGGGCAACAAGCCGGCCGCGACGCCGGGCUUGUGCGAGCGCGAGUGGCACUGCCGGCGCCGCGUGUGCCUGGCACUGCUGGCGCUGCUGGCGGCGCUCAGCCUCGGCGUGGGCCUGCUCUACCUGUCGGUGGGCGCCCACGCGCAGGGCCACGGCGCGGCCAGCGGCAGCCUGCUGCGCGGGUUCGGCGGCGCGGCCACCACGCUGUCGGGGUCGGGGCUGCUCAUGACCGUGUACUCGGUGGGCAAGCACCUGUUCGUGAGCCAGCGCAAGAAGAUCGAGCGGCUGGUGUCACGCGAGAAGUUCGGCAGCCAGCUGGGCUUCAUGUGCGAGGUGAAGAAGGAGGUGGAGCUGCUCACCGACUUCCUGUGCUUCCUGGAGAUCUACCAGCGGCGGCGGCUGCGCGUCGUGCUCGAGGUCACCGGGCUGGACACGUGCUACCCGGAGCACGUGGUGGGCGUGCUCAACGCCAUCAACACGCUGCUGUCCGACAGCCACGCGCCCUUCAUCUUCAUCCUGGUGGUGGACCCCAGCAUCCUGGCCGCGUGCCUCGAGAGCGCCGGCUCCAUGAAGGGCACGGCCGACAACGGCUACCUCUUCCUCAACCGCACCGUCACGCUGCCCUUCUCCGUGCCCAUCAUGGGCCGCCGCACCAAGCUGCAGUUCCUGCACGACGCCGUGCAGAGCCGCGACGACCUGCUCUACCGCGAGAUGACGUGCAAGCCGCGGCCGGGCGGUUGCCGCGGGGGCGGCGGCGGGGGCGGCGGCGAGGGCGCGCAGCUGCUGGUGGUGGAGACGCAGGCGGGCGCCGAGGGCGCGCAGAGCCGCAUAGACGCCGAGGCGGCGCGCCGCAUCCAGGAGGCACUCUUCUGCUUGCACGACGAGCGCGACUGCCUCUACGAGUACGUGCCCGACAACGUGGUGUCCAUGCGGCGCAUCGUCAACACCGUGCCCAUCACCGUGCGCCUUCUGCAGCAGCAGGACGGGGACUUCGCGGGCCCCACGCCGCGCCAGGCCGUCGCUUGGGUCGUGCUGGCCAACCAGUGGCCGUGCCGCCUCAGCUGGGUGCUGCAGUGCCUGGAGGACCGGCAGCAGGCGGGGGGCGCGCCCGAGGCCCGCGCGCGCCUCUGGGACGUGUUCUGCGACAACAGCCGCGAGCUGCACUCCAUGACCAAGGCGUUGCAGAACGUGCUGGACUUGGACGGCGACCCUGAGCUUUUCGAGCGCUUCCUGGGCGCCGACUUCCCUUUCACCGUGGCCCAGGCGCAGACCCUGCUGCGCUGCACCGUCAACCUGGACCACUCCAUCCGCCGCCGCAUGGGCCUCAUCCGGGCGGUCAGCGCGCUCAAGCCGCCCAGCCCGCCCAAGUCCCCAGCCCACGACGCCCCCCACGCCGCCGACGGAGCCAACCAUGCCGCCGGGGCCUUUGGGCCCGGUCAGGGCGCCGGGCACGCCCCGGCGCAUGCGGGCAAAGCCCACCAGCCCCGGGACGGGGCGCACGGGGGCAAGCCACGACUCGUGGCCUGA
Molecule: messenger RNA, 2493 nt
Organism: Odobenus rosmarus divergens (Pacific walrus)
Lineage: Eukaryota; Metazoa; Chordata; Mammalia; Carnivora; Odobenidae
Gene: NKPD1
Product: NTPase, KAP family P-loop domain containing 1
Exons: 4
Coding region: 1-2493 (830 amino acids)
Source: RefSeq, a predicted model, not a curated record